AUUAUGAGAAGAAACUUCACUUCCGUAAGUGAGUUUAUUCUCCUGGGACUGACCAAUCGCCUGGAGUUACAGAUGCUCUUCUUCCUGCUGUUUCUGGUCAUUUACAUGGUCACAGUGGCAGGGAAUCUGGGCAUGAUUAUACCCAUCCAGGUCAAUGCCCAGGUCCACACACCCAUGUACUUUUUCCUGAGUCACUUAUCCUUUGUGGAUCUGUGCUUCUCCACCAAUGUAACUCCAAAGAUGCUGGAGACUUUCCUCUCAGAGAAAAAAACAAUUUCCUAUCCUGCUUGUCUGCUGCAGUGUUACUUCUUUAUCGCCUUUGUCCAUGUGGAGAUCUAUGUCCUGGCCUUGAUGGCCUUUGACCGGUACAUGGCCAUCUGCAACCCUCUACUUUAUGGGAGCAAAAUGUCCAAGACUGUCUGUACAUCCCUCAUCACGGUGCCUUAUGUGUAUGGAGCCCUCACUGGCCUGAUGGAGACCAUGUGGAACUACAACGUGGCCUUCUGUGGCCCCAAUGAGAUGAAUCACUUCUACUGUGCUGACCCUCCGCUGAUGAAGCUGGCUUGUUCUGACACCUACAACAAAGAAACAUCAAUGUUUGUUGUGGCUGGGUGCAACCUUUCCUUUUCCCUCCUCAUUAUUCUUAUUUCCUAUCUUUAUAUUUUUCCUGCCAUCCUGAGGAUCCGCUCUACAGAGGGCAGCCACAAAGCUUUCUCUACCUAUGGUUCCCAACUGACAGCUGUCGCCAUAUUCUAUGCAACUCUUUUUUUCAUGUACCUCAGACGCCCCUCAAAGGAAUCUGUGGAACAGGGUAAAAUGGUGGCUGUAUUUUAUACCACAGUUAUCCCCAUGUUGAACCCCAUGAUUUAUAGACUUAGGAAUAAAGAUGUAAAAGAGGCAUUCACCAAAGGGCUGUUGAGAAAAAAACUACUUUCUUAA
Trichechus manatus latirostris (Florida manatee) is the source of this 939-nucleotide messenger RNA. RefSeq names its product olfactory receptor 5M8. Gene Ontology annotation, cellular component: membrane. Gene Ontology annotation, molecular function: odorant binding; olfactory receptor activity; G protein-coupled receptor activity. Gene Ontology annotation, biological process: sensory perception of smell; G protein-coupled receptor signaling pathway. The record is from RefSeq and is a predicted model, not a curated record. The coding region runs from base 4 to 939 and encodes 311 amino acids. The transcript has a single exon. NCBI's taxonomy places the organism in Eukaryota, Metazoa, Chordata, Mammalia, Sirenia, Trichechidae.